AUGGGAACCCUCUGUGGACCUCUUAACAGAGAGGAACCGAAAACAGUUGCAAGCUACAUAAAUACAGCACAAAAUGCAUGGAACAUCCAGCUUCUCAACCAUACAUUUGACGAGCAUAUUGUUAAAGAAAUACUGGCAAUUAAAUUGUGGCCAGCAUCUACUGAACACAAACUCGUAUGGACAGAAACUGUAGAUGGACAAUACACAGUGAAUAGUGCUUAUCAUUUCAUACAGAAAUCAGAGGCUACACAGAUCGUUUCUUGCCCGUCCUCAUCUUAUAUUACCCCUAGUCAUCUAUGGAAGCAAAUUUGGAAAACCAAGACGGCUCCUAAAAUCCGCAUCUUUCUCUGGUCUCUCAGUCACAAUGCGGUUCCUACAAACUACAAUCUGUUCCGUCGCCGAAUCACCAAUGAUCCAUUUUGUAUACUCUGUUCUACCCAUUCCCCCGAAACAACAGAACAUUUAUUUCUGCAGUGCCCUUGGACACAACAUAUUUGGCACCAUCCCAAUGUGCAAAUCAAUGUAACAGCUUAUGCAACUCAUUGCAUAGAUGCUUGGCUUACAGAUAUAUCACAACAAAAAGGUAACGUACCGGAUUUUGAGACCAUAGCAGCUCUUUUAUGGCAGAUCUGGAAGGCCAGAAAUCAUGUCAUCUUCCGCCAUCACUUCACGCACCCGGACCAGCUUGUUGAAUCAGCUCUGGCUCUCACCCACCUGCAUAUUACAGUUCAGAAACAGCAAUCGAAGCAGCAACCGAAGACAGGAAAAAAAUCGCCGAACCCUAACACUACCUGGCUCCCACCGUUGCAGGGCAUGAUCAAAGUGAAUAUAUAUGGUGCCUUCCCUAUUGCAGAAAAUCUGGGUGCGAUCUCCAGCAUCACUCGGGAUCAUACAGGCAGUCUGCUCGGAGGCUUUACCAAAAGCGUUCCAGCAACCUCUGCACUUGCAACGGAGAUUCAAGCUUUCUUAUAUACUCUAAAAGAUCUUUUACAACAAGGAAAGCAUCACUCUGACCUGAUCAUUGAAACCGACUGCCUGAUUCUAGUCGAAGUAAUCAAUCACGAGCGUCUCCCACUGUGGGAAGAUAUUUUGCCCUCUUUUUCGAAUCUGAAGGUGCAUCACUGCAGAAGAUCGGCAAAUGCCCUAGCCGAUUGGGCUGCGAAAGCCCACGGUCGAGGUUCCCUUUCCCCAACUUGGGCCUCUUCACCUCCUCCACCUUUGUUAGAUCUAAUUUGUAAUGAAGCCCUGCUAGCGGGUUGUACUCUUUUCCCUACUUAA
Messenger RNA from Eucalyptus grandis, 1278 nucleotides. RefSeq lists its product as uncharacterized. Bases 1 to 1278 code for a protein of 425 amino acids. The transcript has a single exon. NCBI's taxonomy places the organism in Eukaryota, Viridiplantae, Streptophyta, Magnoliopsida, Myrtales, Myrtaceae. Gene Ontology annotation, molecular function: nucleic acid binding; RNA-DNA hybrid ribonuclease activity. The record is from RefSeq and is a predicted model, not a curated record.